UGUCAUAAAUGUUAAAUAUGACCUUGAGUCAUAAUUCUAACCUAUGAGAAAGGAAGUCAAAUGUCAAUUACUAAGUCAUAAUUAUGAUAAAGUAUUAUUACAAGACAUUAAUGAUUAAGUGAGGCAUAACCUAAAUAUGACACCUUUUGUAAUAAUUGAGAAAAUAUGUCAUAAUUUUUUUAAUAAUGUAUGUCCUAAUUAGAAAUAUGUCAUAAUUAUUAUAAUUACGAGAUAUUUUAUAUUUAUGGGACCAUAUGCCAGAGAAGGUAGCAUUUAACAAUUAUGUGCCAUUGGGUUUUAUUUAUUUAUUUUUAUUUAUUUUGGGGGGGACAAAAAAGGGCCCUCCAUAAUUUAAAGAAAUAAAAAAAUAUAUCACACAUUUUAAAAAACUUCUUGUUUCUAUGAGGUCAAAUAGUUCAGGAAUAGCUAAAAAAAGUUCACAAAAGCCCUACAAAAAAUGCUCGGGUCACACCAAGUGUUGUUUUUGUCAAAACCCCUAAAAGACGUUUUUUUUUUUUUCUUUUGCUGUCCAAGAGCUGAUUAAGCUGAUAGUUUUCAGGAAGCCCCCACAAGAUGGAGCCAUCAGUUAAAUGUAGUCCAACAAGUUUCACACCUUUUCAUCUCAUGUGAGCACAGACUUGGUUCACAUGAAAAAUUAACCAUAAGUUACAAAAAUGAAGGUUUCCCUUCCUUAUAAUUUAUCAGAUGCUUACGUGAGAAGAGUCUGUGAAACUAAAGCUGAGGUAGGAAGACGAUUAAAUCAUCAUACAGCAGUCUCUGACUUCAUUUGCACAUUCAUAUAGAGAACAAGAUAAAAAAGUGGGUUUGAUUUCUGUAAUUCCAUAGUUGGAUAUCAGCAGUUAUGUACUUGUCGGUUCACAGCAAGAACAUUUCUUUGUCAUCAUUUUCAUCCUCUGAUAGAACCAAAACCAAGCUGUUGCAGCUCGUGAUUCUUUGUGGGACUGAUGCCUCGAAAGAUUUCCUUUCCUAGUCUGUAAUCGCUUCCCAUGUGUGCCUUUCUAGCAAAUAUUCAAAAGUAAUUGAAGUCAAUAUUGUCUAAAUUUGUCCAUCAUCAUCAUCAUCAUCAGCCUUUAUUUAUAAAGCACUUUUCUUCCGCCGCAGGCGAACACAAAGUGCUGUACACAUAAACAUCAAAACAGGACCCAAGGAAUGACCAGCCAUAAAAACAUACAUAGCCAUAAAAAAAAACGAGAGAUAAAAUCAAAGAUGUUGAUUAAAACCAGAUAAAGUAAAUAUAUAACUGGAUAAUCAUUUAUGAAAUUAAUUAGAAAUAUCCAAAAGCUAAAACUAACUCAUGUGCCACUGAAUAAGAGUCUUCAACUGGCUCUUAAAAACUGACAGUGAAGGUGAUUUUCUGACCACGAGAUAGUGCCCACUCCAGUUGCUUUGUUUCAGUCACCUGAUCUGGUGUUGUGUUUGUACCUGAACUGAUCCGCUCUGGCCAGUACCUAAACUGACUUGUAUAUAGCAACAUCUCUAAUUAUUGCCUCCCUAUAUUUUAUUAUUUAAUUGUGUUCAUUUCUAAAUUCAAAUUUUUGCUUAUUUUUUCUUUCUUGCACCAAGUACCACAGCAAUUUCCUAAUGUUAUGAUUCUCGCAGAUAUGGCAAAAACCCGUUCAGAUUCUGACGAGAGGCCUAAAUCACGCACACUCAGCUACUUCCAGUCCAUGGGACCGAUAAUGUCAAAGAAAUCUGUGAGCCGAUAAAAGUUAUUUUCUAAUAUCAUUUGAUAUGUACCGUGGAUUUACCGUAUGAUGUCCGUGAAUUUUAAAGACACAUUUUGAUACCAAGAAAGCGCUUAUUUUCAAAUGCCAGCAGAAGUUAUUUCAAGUUUUGUGUAAAAAGACAUAACGCUAAAUUUACAUCGUCAAACCAGACACGGAGAAGUUUGGUGAGCUUCAAGUCCUUCUUCCAGGACAACAGGAGGAGCAUUAAACAUGGAGAAGACCACUAUUAACCUGGCCAUGUAAGUAGCAGCUAUGCUGGAGGAGAAGAGAGUCUGUGGUGACAUCAUAUAUGCUACUACACAUCUGAUUUACAAGAAGUUUAGUUAUGAUUUUUUUUUACAAGCUAAUAAAUCUCAUAUGAUAGAAAUAUUCGAAGAUCCGUUAUUUGAUUCAGGGUGUAAGGCAAAGCAGAUAAUAAAAUAGCCCUGUUCACUUAUUCGUUUAUUUUGUUCAGGGGACCCAUGAGCUGACUCAAAGGGGAGGAGAAUGGCUUUGGAUCUACACCUUGCUCUAGCGUAGGGGGUCACCGUGAAGCCGAGAGCUUCUUCGUGGGUACUGAGCCACACGAUGGGUACCAGGUUGAUGCAAUAGUGACCUUUGAACAAGAAUAGAUCAGAGUUAAACUAAGCUUCAUGUAUAAUUAACAUUUUUUAUGUUUUUAAAUAAAUGUAUAUUAUUGCAUUUGUAAUAAAAAAAAUAUGGCAGCUGAUUUUAUUUGGUAACGCUUCCAUUUACUGUCCCUUAAUUACUAAGUACUUACAUGGUAAUUACAUAGUAAGUUAAAGUGUAAUAUUGUUUCUGACUUCUUAAACAGUUAUUACCAUGUAACUCAAGUUCAAUUCUAGUUUUUAUUUUUAUUAAUCAUUCCCAGUACAUACUGCUUUACACAAUAAUUACACUUUAUGACAAUUAUACACUUUAAUUACACAAUAAUAUACUUUAACUUACUAUAUAAUUACAAUGUAUCUACUUAGUAAUUAGGGGACUGUAAAAGGAAGUGUUACAUUGUUAAUUUUUUUUUAGACUUGUGCCAUUUGGAGAAAUGGCCAGUGGGAACCAGGUUGGUGACCCCCUGCUCUAGUGGGAUUCCUUUCAGGUUACACAGUUCCUAGUCAGUUUAGAAAAUUUAUUAAUUUGUAUCUGGUAUUUAUCUAGCUAAAUAAGUAAGUAAAAGGAAACUAGAGUAUGAAAAAUAAUAGCUGUAAAUCAAGAUUUAUUCCCUGAUAGAUUGUCUAAAUCAUCCGUUCAUGCACCUGUCUGUCUAUUAAUGCAGACCUCCAAGCUAAAAUGUUAACUUUUGUAUCUUUUUAAUGCUUCAUACUGACUACUUGGCUAACUUGAGGUUGGAGAAGUGUGGGAGUUUUGACAUAAAAAAUGUGUUAAAGGUAAAAUAGGUUAUGGGUAGUAAUUGUUUAAAGAAAGAACUCACGGAGCGAGGAUUUUAAAUCUAGCUUUAAUACGAACUUUGUUUCCACUCUCAGAACAAAUCAGCUACAGCUUUGUGAAACAUUUAGUUGAAUGAUUUAGACUCUUUGUAUCUGCUGAACCACAAUCCUGACCCUGCUGCUAAAUGUAGGUGGCUGUUGCUACAAAAAGCCUCGAUUAGGAACAGAAAGACCAGAUGCUGAAAUUCCCUGCAUCAGCCUUCUGUUGGAUACGCUUUCCGAACUGGACAAGUUGGAACAACGGCUGACUGACCAGACAAACUCUGGUGCCAAGCAAAACAACCAUCUUGGCUCACAACAGGGAAGGCUGUUGUUGGUUUAGCGUCCAGGAGAGAGCUUAACAUGUCUUGAAUAUUCAAAGCUAACUGUUAGCAUUAGCAACUCCACCACAGAGCAGAACUCCUUCAGGCUGUGUUAUUUGUGGAGAUAAACAUCAGCGUUGCAGAGCAAACCGAGUAAGCGGUAGAGUUGUGGUGCUGUUAUUCAAUCAGUAAGAUGUCAGGAAAUAAGACUCCAAAUCCUGUCAUAUUCUGCUCCCCUCUGCUUUAGCUAACUUACGCCUCCUGAAACAAGUGCCAGAGCUGUUUUCCAACAGAGACAGACUCACAAGUCAUUCAUUUAUAUGAAGACCAUUGCAAAUGUGUUGGAAAAAAAACCUAGUGAAAUUGGUCUUUAACAAAGACAUUUAAUGCUGUUUACUUAUUGUCUGUUGAGUCCAAGCAUCCUACUCCUCUUGAAAGGUGGCCUUCAGGUUGUUGGGGUUCUGGCGUACAGUGUUAUGAGCCUACAUGGUGGCUCUGAUGAUCCUGUUGUUGUUUUACGGGAUUCAGUUCUGGAGAAAGUGCAGGGUGCUCCAUUUGUGUCCAACAGCUAUUCUCAAAUGACGCAACCUCAAUGAACUGGAGCAUUAUUGUCUGUAAAGAUGAAAUUAGGCCUGUUGUUAGCACAUAGACACAAUGACUGGAUGAAUGCUACUAUCCAGGUAAUAUUAGCUUGUCAAAGGCUUGACAACAGUGGUUGAUGUAUAGCGCAAAAGGGGGUUGAACAUUGAAUUGUGUAUUUUCAAAAAGCAGCUUGCUUGAAAGGUAAAAACUUCUCCGAUUCCACAUAAAAAGUACAAGCUUCUAUUUAAGGUUCGUAUAUCUGAGAGGUAAUGGCUCUCUAGUGAGUGUAACCUCGUCACCACACAUAAACACUUUGUUCUGACGUCUCAAGCGAUAAAAGUUCGAAGGUUAAAGAUUCUUUUAAGCAACAGUGAGAAAUUUGGCAUCAACAAGCUCCACUCCACUGUGUGAAAAUGCAGCUUUAAUUAAAACGCCAGCUCAGUCUGAAGCUUUGACAGUGCAAGAGAGGAUUCUAUUAGCCUUUUAAAUUGGAGAAUGAAACAAUGAAUUAAAGGUUUAAUUGUGUGAAAAAGUGGAAGCCUUGAAACAUCAUGACCAUGUUAACAGCUUCUUAAAUCCAAUAUUAAUGCGUGUUUUGGUGUCACAACUGCUAGAUGGAUAUUUCUUAAAACUGGAGAAUUUUCUGAGCUCCUCGGUGAACAGUGCUCUCACCCUUUCUUUUCACCUUCUACACCUCAGACUUCACCUUCAGCAGCUGUCACCUCCAGAAAUUCUCAGAUGACUCAGCUGUUGUCAGCUGUGUGUCUGUGGGGGAUUACCUGGAGGACAGGUCAGUCAUCAUUGACUUUGUGGACUAGUGUGAGAGUGUAACCACCUCCGCUUGAACACCAGUAAGACAAAGGAAAUGAUGAUUGACUCCCGGAGAAACACUCCUCCUCACUCACCAGCAAACAUCCAAGACCAAAGCCGCCUCCACCUCCUGAGGAGGCUGAGGUCCUUCUGAGUCAAUUCAAAUCUGCUAAAAUCCGUUUAUCACUCUGAGGUUGUCUGUUGGGCUGCAGGCAGCUCUGAUCGAUACAGAAAGAGACUGAACAAGCUAGCUCGGUUCUGUGCUGCCCACUAGAUUCAGUUGAGGAGAUGUGUGAAAGGAGGGUGUUGGGGAAGAUGACCUCCAUCUUGGAAAACCCCUCCCACAUACUGCACUCCACUGUGGAGACCAUGGACGACUCCUUCAGAGGCAGGCUGAGAGAUCCAAGAUGUAGAACAGAACACUACCGUAGGCCAUUUAUCCCUUCUGCAGUAAGAGUGUGUAACUCCUCAGUUGAACUGGUACUGGCAUUAUCCCGGUACACAAUAACAUCAGUGUAUGUUCAGUAUUGUGUAAUACCAGAUAAACAUGAGUAUAUCUGUGUCCCUUGUGCUCCAUAUUUCUGGAAACACAAGUUUUCUUUUUAUUCGUUGUUUUUAGUGGUUGGAAGUUACAAUAAUAUACUGGUUGUGUGUUUACAAUCUUGUUAUUAUUUGUCUUCUUGCUGUAGCAAGUGGAUUUCCCCACUGUGGGAUUAAUAAAGUCUUUUCAAUUCAUAAUGUCCAUAAAAAUGAUUGUUUCUGCGUAUAAAGUUUUGCUUUUUAAAAUCUAAAAUGAAAAUUAGCUAAAUGGUGGAGGUGGGGAUUUUGUUCCUGUUGCUCUUGUGAUUUAGUCGAGAAAUGCCACCACGGACAUCCCAGCUUCCUGUCUCACUAUGCAACUCUUCUGCGGACAAAACAACACCAACGUGUUCCCUCGUCGUCGCCAAGGUACAAAAGAAAAAAGCCCUCUAACUUUGUUUAAACACGACAAAGAUAACAUUCAGACUAUGGAGGUGAUACAUGAGGUGACAAAGUGAUUCAGCACCUUUCAUGGUACUAAAGUGGAUCAACUUUCAGUAACUGAGACAACAAUAGUCGAAGCUGAUUGUUGUUGGUGUUGUAUAACAUCAAAGAAAAGCCGAACCCUUCCCAACUGUUUGUUCUUUUGUGCUGAAGAGAAUUAAAAAUGUAAGCUUACUCCUAAAUACCUCUUCCUAGUUUUAUGUUGUAUGAUUUAUCCUGUUACCUCGUUUAAAAUCAACUUAUAUUGUAUGUUUGGGAUUUAUUUCUUAACCCCCCCCACCCCCACGUGAUGAUUUUAUGUUUUUAUCUUUAAUUAAUCAAAGAUUCUGUGUUUAAUUUCCGAGUUCUUCAAUUUUGCUUUCACAAAGUAAACCAAUUUUUUUCACCUUUUUUGUGUAAGUUGGGUGAGUUUAGGUGGCAAAUUCAAGUAAACUUGCCUUUUGUCAUAGAAACAAACAUCCUGGACCAGGGAUGUCCAAAACGUGGCCCUGGGGACAUUUAUGGCCCUAACAGGGCUUAUGUGCGUCUCGUAUGCUGGUGAAGGUUCUCAGUCAUCCAGGUCAUGGUAAUCCAAAGGGUUCAAAUGAAGGCACCUGGACUUCUUUGGUUUCUUAAUGACGUUUCACUUCUCAUCCAAGGAGCUUUGUCAAUUCUAACUGGAAUAUGGGAGAGUCAAGCUUAUAAGCUGUAGCUGUCUAUUGUGCUGUCUUAUGUGCGUCUCCCAGCAGGCUGUUGAUGUAGAUUGACCAUUUUUAUCAUCCAUUGCUAAUGUGCUCAUUCUAAGAGAAAAAAAAAACAUUUCACCCUAAAAUCUCUUUUGCACUUUUCAGAGGACUGACUUUUAACACGACAAUUUUGGAAUGUCUCUUAGAAAAGUUGGACACUUAUUCUAAAAUGUUUUGUCUAAAGACGGUGGUAUGCUCUUUAUAAAAGUGUUCAGUUAAUAUGAAAACAGCAGAAGUCUUUGUAAAAGGGACAGUUUAUACAAAACUAACUUUUUGCAUAUGUUUGUGUUGUCAUGUGGUACUGCUUCUAUAAACUCUUCAAUCGUGACUAAAAAUAGUUUUCUGUCAGUGUUUGGUUUUCGGAAUUAUGUGCCUAAAAAUGUUUUUAAAAGUCCCUUAUUGUGGCCUCACAACGGGGGAAAUUAGCAUAGAACACCUCUCUCACCUGUCAGCGUUGGAGGAGCAGCCCUCAGCUACUCACCUCAUAUCAUCCAACCAAAGGGUGAGUGGGUGUGGCCAGCAACCACUUGUUUUCUUUAAAGUGACAAAGCCCUGAAACGGCUCAUUCUGGAAGGUGGUGAAAAUGAAAAAAAUUCUUAUCUUUCCCCAAUAAAAUUUGCAUUCACUAUCUUUUUUUCAAUCCAUUUUAUGUAGUCUCUAGUAUGAAUGAAUGCCUUGUGAGAUGUUUCCUUUGGAAUUAAAAGCCCCAACAUGUUCUGCCAUGUUUUGUAGUUGCUUGUAAUAGUGGUUAGCUUCUACUAAGAUGCACUCUGAUCUCUCCUUCCUGUAGGCGGUCCCAAGCUAAGUUUGACGGGGCCAUCGAUGCUAUUUUUCCCCAGUGACAUUAAGGGGACUGGAUUCUUCUGACUCCGUCUGGCUCAGCAUUGCUGCAACUCAGAGCUACACAAGUGUUACAUGGUUUCUAUGAGUCAAACAGCUAUCUCAGACUCAAAGAUUCUUGCAUUAUUGAGGAAACACUGUCUAAAUUUUCCUUUACAUACAUGCAGUUAUCGGCAUACAUCUGUAGUGUCUGGUUUCUUUUUGCUAUAUAGUUUUUAAAGCUCUGCAGUCAACAGGACGCCUCCUCAGUUCUUCAUUUUGAUGUAAAUGUGGGGCAACCCUGUAGCUUUAAGGGGGGUUCAGGGGGGGAAGACCAUGGGGAUCCAUUGUGUGGCCUCCUGUAAAUCUCAAAUGUUCUCUGAACUACAAACAAAAAACUGCUCGAGUGUGAGCAGCAGCCUCAUCGGACACACCUACUUUUAAAGAUUCAACGCCUUUAUUGUCAUUGGGGCAAAGCUCUCACUGAAAUUGGAGUGCUGUUUCACCACCUUGCAAAAAGAAAGACCUUAGACACAACAAAAACCGCAUUCCAGAAUAGUCCCCAUCCUCAGAGAUUUUACAGUGUCAAGACCUGGUGUUUUGUUGGAGCUACUGGUUACUGGUGAUGAAGGGAGUUGCCCUGUUUAGAACUUCCGCCCUCCAGGAGCUCUGAGGCUGGAUGAAGCCAGUGUACACUGUGGCAUGUGGCUGGGAUUAAGAAAUUUCACUGUGGAUUAAAAUCUUUCCAACUCUUCCAUCGCCACCAGCUGAAGGAAAAAGGAGUCCGAAGUUCCAGCACAAUGGAGUCCAUGGAGUCCCUCAGAACUAUUUUCACCAUGUUCCAGCCAACGAGACGCCGGAUCCACAAAAGCCGCCUGGUCACCAAAGACGGACACUGCAACAUCGAGUUUGGCAAUGCAGAAUCUGGGAACCACUUUGCCUUCCUGGGGGACCUCUGGACCACAUUUAUAGAGAUCCGUUGGCGCUUUGUUCUCCUUUUUUUUGUGGUAUUGUCCAUAGGCAGUUGGCUUGUGUUUGGCCUGUUGUGGUACUGGAUUGCAAAGAGCAACGGGGAUCUGAUUGGACAAAACCAUACAGUCGGGCAUGUCCGUUGUUUGGAGAACGUUACUGGCUUCACGUCAGCGUUCCUGUACGCGUUGGAGACCCAAACCACAGUGGGAUAUGGUGUCAGAAUGCUGACUGAUCAUUGUGCCAGCGCAGUGGCUUUGCUUGCCAUCCAGUCUCUGGUUGGAGUCGUCAUCAACUGUUUCGUCUGUGGCAUCAUCCUGGCGAAGAUCUCCUUACCCAAAAACAGGGCAAAGACUGUCAGCUUCAGCAAGAUGGCCACCAUCUGCGUGAAGAAAGAAAGUCUGUGCCUCCUCAUCCGAGUGGCCAACCUGAGAAAAACCUUACUAAUUGGAAGCCAGAUCUACGGCAAGCUGCUGAGGACAACCACCACGCCAGAUGGAGAGACCAUCAUCCUGGACCAAGUGGACGUCAACUUCUCGGUUGACGCUGGCAAGGAUAAUUUGUUCUUUGUUUGCCCUCUGACCCUAUACCAUGUGAUUGACAGAUCAAGUCCAUUCUACGAAUUGUCAGCCGAUACUCUCCCCCAACAGGACUUUGAGUUAGUGGUCUUUUUAGAAGGGACAGCUGAGUCCACCAGCGCCUCCUGCCAGGUACGGACCUCCUACAUCCCCCAGGAGAUCCAGUGGGGUUACAACUUCCUGCCAAUCAUCUCCCGCACAAAAACAGGGAAAUAUCACGUGGACUUCUCAAACUUUUCUAAAACUUUCUCGACCAUCACGCCACACUGCGUCCACUGCUUUGAGACGGAUGCGGACCAGAGAAACCAUAACAACGAGAAUCACGGUACCCAGCAGAAGACGGGCAUCGACAACCUGGGGUUCCAAGUGAUCGAUAUUCCUGACACUGUGGAUGUCCCUAACAUGUGAAGCCAGCUAAUCAGGAUGUGGGAAAUCUGUCACGUUUAGUCUGGCUAAAUAAAAAAGAAAUGUUUGGUAAAAACGCAUCACUGAAAGCUGAAUAAAUGUUCAGAAAUGAGCCAGAAAGUGGAAGAUCUGUGCAUGAUGUUCGGAGGACACUUUGAAGUUCGAUACACUGAACAUAAAAAAGGUGAAAUAGUGAAUAGCACAGUGGGUACUUCUUGAGAAGAUUAGGGUUUGAUCCUGUUAUAAUGAAAUCUUGUGUGCUCUAAAGGAAGGAGGAAAUAUGAGAUAGGUCUUUUGAGUUUUCACUCAUUAUUGCCACAAAAGUACAAACUCUGUGGUGUUUUUGUUAACAGAUUAGCUGUAAAUGCAACAACUUAGUCACGACCAGCCAUUUGGUAGAAAAUACAGAGAAAGUAGGAUUUAAAGUCGAAAUAAAUGUAUUUUUUUCACACA
This is a messenger RNA of Nothobranchius furzeri (turquoise killifish), 9859 nucleotides long. RefSeq names its product ATP-sensitive inward rectifier potassium channel 1. Gene Ontology annotation, cellular component: plasma membrane. The record is from RefSeq and is a predicted model, not a curated record. Gene Ontology annotation, molecular function: ATP-activated inward rectifier potassium channel activity. NCBI's taxonomy places the organism in Eukaryota, Metazoa, Chordata, Actinopteri, Cyprinodontiformes, Nothobranchiidae. Gene Ontology annotation, biological process: potassium ion import across plasma membrane; regulation of monoatomic ion transmembrane transport.